UCACCCUUCAAUACCGUCUUUCAAUUAGACUGGUCUGAAGCCUUUCAGGCCGUGUUAUGCAUUCGGACAUUCAUGUAAUCGUCCGCUUUCAUGAACAGUCCGUUUUCGCGGGCGAAGAGCUUCGAUGUACAAUCACUUUCAAAAACGUUGCGAACUUGAUCGAACCAGUCAGUCCUUCUAUCCCAAAAAGGCGCAAUAGCCGGCAAGCCAGCAUAAGUCAGAUUGCUGCGCAUUCGUCCAGAACCCAUGGUCAUUCAAGAUUGAGUCAAAAUGGGAGGUCCGCCACCACCGACAAUGAGUGUUUCCCCGACGCGCGCGGUCGACACAAACCGACUGCCUCGCUACAAAACCCUCCACCGGCGAACGAUCUGCCGUCACCUGUAGUAGAGAGACCCGGCUUCAAGCAGAGAUCGGUAUCCAUCAUCUCAAUGACAUCUCCUAUCGCCGCGACCGACCAUGCGGACGCGUCCGCUGGCAGCUGGGCAAAGCAGCAAAGAUUGAGUCAUCAGCGAUCAUCUACGGUCCAAAUCCACCAUGACUCGCAUCGCAGAACGAGCCAGCUAAGCCAGGCUUCUCGUGGAAGCUCGCCGCAACCACCAACACAUGGUCCGCGCAGCCCGCUGUCACCAGCUGCUGGCCAAAGUCGUGAGUCGACACCGGACUUCAAGUUUCCUGCAGCAGCGGCUCCGACCGAUCGCGUGCGCCAGGCUCUGAGUCCCAGCGACAACAGUGAGCCCGCCACUCGAAUCCUCUCAAGGACGAGUCAAGUGACCAGCGAGCGAAGUAGUGGCGACUUUUAUUCUCUCAGCAAUCACUCGCAGGAGACUCUCAUGUCUGAACAGCCUUCUAUCAUGUCGGAUCACCGACCAACCCCCAGCCUUUCUCUCCCUCUUCCGCGGAUUCCACUAAGGCCGGCGCAAAAGCCUCGAGGCGUCAAUCUGCUCAUGGGCUAUGCACAACUGAACGCCACAUUUACCCUGGACGCGUCACUGGUCGACCAAUCGCAUUUUGAAGAGGUCAAAAGCAAAGGCUUCCUCGGUGGCCAAGCAGGCGGUGGCGUGGUCGGCAUGAAGAAACCUCGCCCGACCAGUGGGUUCCUGGGGAACUUCAGUCUGAAGGAUUUUGGCGAAUCAUUGAACAGCUUGAUCAGCGGCGACGACGGGAGCAGCGUGACGCAAAUGCACGCAAUACGAAACUCUCGAGCCAUUCCGUUGUUGUCGACACCGCAGUCAUUGCUGUUUGUCGACAUGCACCUCGAGCCUGGAGAGGAGCACAGCUACUCGUACACAUAUCCACUUCCACCUGGACUACCAUCUAGUCAUCGAGGCAAGGCCAUCAAGAUAUCGUAUAACCUGACUGUUGGCGUACAGGGUGCACUUGGAGGUCGGGACGUACACACAGUUCGACAAGUCAACGUCCCCGUUCGCGUGUUUUCCGGCGUCAACUACGACGGCGAGAUCUUUGGCCAUGACCUGAUGCAGCCUCAUGUCAUACUGCGAGAUCUCGCCACAACAAAAUCGAUCAUCUCCCUGGAACAUGAAGAAGGUGAAGAAGCCGAAUCUCACGCGACACGAUCACACGAGAAGUCUACCACCGAAUUCCUCGAGUUUGUUGACAAGCUGCUGGACCGCAACCAGCGCAGGCAGUCUAGUAGCGGUACGAUGGAUGCAUUCUUAGCGAAACGUGACGGUGCAGAGGGCCACCAGGGUCUGCAAGCCAUCAACCGGGCUAUUUUCUACAGUAAUCAGAGCACGGAUAGCUCUUCGAGCUCAAACCGGUUUGAAAUUGCGCGAAACGGGCUGAGAGUUGCCGUCAUUGUCAUCGACAGACCUCUGCACCGACUCGGCGAAACCAUCACAGCUGUGAUUGAUCUUUCGGAGAGCCAGGUGUCUUGCGCCAUGCUUCGGUCGACGCUGGAAACUACAGAGAAAGUCAGUCCUCCUCUUGCAGUCAGAUCCGCCGCCACGAUCAACAGGGUAACGAGGAAGAUCUAUGCGGCACAGUCCGAGAAUAUCCUCUUCGCCAAGCGAGUCACAUUUGCUCCAAGUAUCCCAGCGGGAGCGACGCCCACCUUUGUUACCAGUGGUGUCAAUCUCGAUUGGAGUCUCCGUUUUGAAUUUGGGACCAUCAAGCCUGUGGAGACCGAUGAGGGCGAUAUGAAGCAUGUGACUAAUCUGCUUGAAGGGGUCGUCAGGGAUGAACGAGGAGCGAUCAAUGUUGCUGUGGAGCACUUGGAUUGUGAGACCUUUGAAGUCGUGAUUCCCAUCACGGUGUAUGGUGAUCUCGUCCCGGACGGUAGGGAGGGCGGAGAUAUCGUUGGUAUUCCCAUCUAAGAACUGAAGUCUUGUGGGCCGGUAUCAGGCUCUGUUCAGCACGAAUUCAAGGACCAGAAAGGUCACGUAUGCAAUCAGCAUCGCCACUCCAACCAGUCUAUGCGAGCCAACCAGGAUGGCCAGAGUGAGGCUGGCUGAAGAAGCCCACACCCAGAAAAUUUCAUGGGCAUAACUUGCCGACUCUGCAAGACUGGCAGAUCCGAGAAUUGUCACGCCCAAGCAAAGAGUCAACAGGAAGAUAUUGCUUCCGACCGUAUUGGCCACCAUGAUGCCAUGAUGUCCACGGGCUCCGCUAACCACAGCGACAAAUUUCUCGGGUAGAGUCGUGGCGAAGGAUAAGAGUGUGGCGCCGAAGACGGUUUCCGAGAUGUUGAAUCUGGCUGCCAGCAGUCUGGACGAGUGCGAAAGUAGGUAGCCGCUCAUUGAGAGCGCGACAAAUCCGACGAGAAGUCUGCCGAGAUCCCAAAUGAUGCAUCGGUAGUGUUGUCUCUGUCUCCUUCGAUUUAACAAGGCCGUUGACUCGGACUCGUCGAUAUCGUUUCGUGCGUUCGCAUCGGCCCUACCACCACCACCACCACCACCACCACCUACUCCUUCUGGCAUUGAGUCAGGACUCGAGCUAGACUCCGAACCCGAGUCGGAAUUGCCAUACGAAUCCGAAUCUUCAGGAGCAUCCAAGAUACCGCGAUAAAUCGACCAGCCCACACCAACGACAUAGAUGGCAAAAGCUAGCACGAGCAGAGCCCCGGAGACCUUUGUCCACAGCCAGCCAACACCCCAAAGGACCACUACAGCCGUUGUCACUGUAAACAGGACAGUGGCAUAUAGCCUGGCACUCGCGUCGAAGCUGGUGAUGCCGUUUUGGUUUUGGUUUUGGUUUUGUUGCGCUUGCGCCUGCACCAACAGACCCAAGGAGAAGGCGCCCAGGAUAUUGGCGACACAGCUUCCCAAGACGUUUCCCAGGGCCAGGCGCGGACGAUGCUGGACUAAGGCGGCGAUCACAACAAAAAGUUCCUCCCACUCGGCGCCGGCGGUGAGCAAGGAGAUGAGCGUCUCCGAGACGUGGAGCCUUUGGGCUAGUCGGGCCGUCGAUGUGAUGAAGAGUGACGUGCUGUGCUCGAGCGUAUAUAGGCUGAGGAUGAAUGUGCAUAGGGGGAAGAGGAUGGCAUCUGCUGCACCUGCAGCUGCUCGGACGGGGGUUGUCAUGGUACGAGUAAGAUCGAUGAUUGUGCUUGCCAUCGCAAAAAAUAUUCUCGGGUGCUUGUGCUUGUACUCCGCACUGGCGACGAGAAAACUACCUAGAUAGAGUGGUUGUGACAAAGUCGUAGUACUAGUAUGAGAUGUAGGAUGUACUACUCUGGCCGGCGGACGGCGGUGCAUGUCAUUGCUGAGACAUUGUGUCCGUGUCGGUAACUAUAUCAGUUACAGACCAUG
Exophiala xenobiotica is the source of this 3767-nucleotide messenger RNA. RefSeq lists its product as uncharacterized. Gene Ontology annotation, cellular component: Golgi membrane; Ric1-Rgp1 guanyl-nucleotide exchange factor complex. The transcript is spliced from 2 exons. The record is from RefSeq and is a predicted model, not a curated record. Gene Ontology annotation, biological process: retrograde transport, endosome to Golgi. Lineage: Eukaryota; Fungi; Ascomycota; Eurotiomycetes; Chaetothyriales; Herpotrichiellaceae. The coding region runs from base 57 to 2333 and encodes 758 amino acids.